UCCCUCUUCUUCUUUCUCUUGGUUGAGAUUACAAUCAACAAUUCUGAGGGAUCUCUUGAUCCUUCUCUCUCUCUCUCUCUCUCUUCCUCUCUUCGUCAGAAAACCUUCAACAUUUUUUCUGGUCAAGAAAAGAAAAAUCCAUGCGUUCAAGGUUUACGGGAGUUGCAAAGCUGUAACGAUCGUUAAAUCUUGAACGUAGAGAUUGUCUCCGGCGUGUGGGUGGUUUACACACAAACCGGAUUCAAAACCUUCAUUAAGAGAAAUGGCGACGACUAUGAAAGGCCUUCUUAAGGGCCUUCGUUACAUUACUCAAAUUUUUGAAGACGAAGAGAAAGAAAAGGAGAUGCAGAUAGGGUUUCCGACCGAUGUAAAGCAUGUUGCCCAUAUCGGCUCUGACGGUCCAGCCGCCAAUACGCCAAGCUGGAUGAAUGACUUCAAAUCUCAAGAAAAUGAGAACGCUCAAGUAGUUUCAAGAGGCAACUCCAACAAAUACAACCCUCAAGAGAUGAACCAACGUGGAGCGGGGCUAAAAGAGCUACUUCCUCCGACCACAAACGAGAAACCGAAACAUAAACACAGGCGUAAACCAGGAAGCAGCGGGAACGUUGCAUCAUCAGAGGAACCAGCGAAGCACUCAUCAAGACAUAACCGAAGCAAACACGGUUCGAUGGACUCAUCGUCUAGUGAUCAAGAGCCUUCAGUACGUAGAAGGCGUAGUGGUGAAGGUUCUACUAAUCCUUUUCCAGAUGGUUCAGCUCCUCCACGGAAGGGUAAACCAAGGAAACAAAAAGGAUCAAUAGGAGGAGAAGGGUCGGUGAGGAGAUCAUCAAAAGGUAAACCAGAUACUGAGAGUUGAGUUUGAUACAUGUAAUGA
Messenger RNA from Brassica oleracea var. oleracea, 874 nucleotides. Its product is annotated as CRIB domain-containing protein RIC1-like. The record is from RefSeq and is a predicted model, not a curated record. The transcript is spliced from 5 exons. NCBI's taxonomy places the organism in Eukaryota, Viridiplantae, Streptophyta, Magnoliopsida, Brassicales, Brassicaceae. The coding region runs from base 263 to 856 and encodes 197 amino acids.